AUGGAGCAGAACUGGGGCGCGCCGCAGCAACAGGGCGUCCAGUGGCCCGCGCUCGGGCCCUACGCCGCCUACGGCGCCUAUCCUCCCAUGGCGCCGCGCGCCUACCCCAUGCUCAUGGCGCCGCCGGCGCAACAAGGCAUGCUCGCCGCGGCGCCGGCGCAACAGCUAGCUCCGCCGCCGCCGGCUGCGCCUCGGGCCGCGCCGAAAGACAUCUCCACGUGGCUCGACGAGGUCAAGCCGGGCUACGGGGAGAAGUACGCCUCGAUCUUCGAAGACCUCGGCGUCGACGACGAGGAGGACGUUAAAAACCUGCGCGACGACCUCGCGCGGGACCUGCGGGCCGCGCUCGAGAACGCCGGCGCCAAGCGCGGCCACCUGAACAACAUCGAGUCGGCGGUCAUAUCCAAGCGCGCCAACGCGGCGCCGCGGCACCUCGCGCUCCUGCCGCCGCCGCCGCCCCUCGCGGCGCCGCCGCGCGCCCUGCCCGCGCUGCUGCCGCCGCCGGCGGGUGCCCUGCCCGCCCUCCUGCCGCCACCACCAGCGGCGGGCCCGCGGCCCUCGGCGCUGCUGACGGCGUGGCUCGACGAGGUCCAGUGCCAGGGCCCCGUCCGGGAGCGCGUACUCGCCAUCGCCAACGACGUGCCCGAGCUCUUCGCAACGUCGGUCGAGGACCUCGAGCGCGAGUGCAGCGCCAGCACGCUCAAGCCGCUCUCGUGGAGCCGCUUCCGCAAGGCCUUCGUCAAGGAGAAGGCCGCCCGCGCCGCGGCCGCCAACGCAGCGCCCGCGCUGCCAGCGAACAACGCCGCGCCCGUGACGCCUGUCGCCCCGGCGACGCCCGUCGCCGCGGCCGUGGCCGCGCCCGCCGACGAGGAGGAGCUGCCGGACGCCCCGCCGCCGCAAGCUUCGGACGACGACAACGCCGCGCCGCCGCCGCCGCCGGCGGCCUCCGACGACGACGACGAGGACGCGCCGCGCCGGUCGCCGCGCCGGUCGCGGUCGCCCCGGCCGCGCCAGCCCGCCGCGCCGGCGCCGCGCCGCUCGCGGUCGCCGCGCGCGCGCCAGUCGCCGGCCGCUCCGGCGCCGCGCCGCUCGCGGUCGCCGCGCGCGCGCCAGCCGGCCGCGCAGCCGGCGGCGCCGGCGGCGCCCACGUGGCAGGGCGACUUCCGCGAGCUGCUCGCGGCGAUCCGGGGCAAGUCGCUCAUGGAGCUCCGCGGGCCGUUGACGCGCUACGGGUUCAAGUGCGGCCCGACCUAUCCUGGAAAGACGUACUACGACGUCAGCGUCCCCAUCAUCUUCCCCUGUUAUUACGACCUGGUCGGCAAGAACUACUCGCAGCACCAGGACUUCGUGCGGUCCACCGUGCAACUCACGAAGUACCUCGAGGGCGCGCUCGCGCUGGCGCGCAGCGGCGGCACGAUUCGAUUGGAGUCCGCGCGCCGCGCCGAGCUCGAGACGUUGUCGUCGGAGUCGAAGCAGCGGAGCCUCGCGAAGCUCAUGGUGCGCCGCUUCCAGCGCGAGUUGGCCGUGUCUGAAAGCUUCUGCGUUCACGCCAUCGACGCGACACCCCGCGCAGGCAAGCUCCGAAUCAGCAUCCAGGAGAAGGUCGCGGCCGCGCUCUCGGACUCGCCGCGGCUGACGCCGUCGCCCGACAAGGCCGUCGAGGCGGCCAAGGAGCACGGCUGGAAAGCGGCCGAUUUAGUCGAGGUCUUCCUCUGGGGCCAGGACGACUCGAGCGACGACGACGACGACGUCGAUCCCGACGGCCCGCGCAUUCUGGGCCUGCUCCGCCGCGGCGACCUCUGCACGCUGAAAGCCGACGACAAGGUUAUUGUUAAGGUCGUGUCGGUCGGUCGGCGCAAGGUCGACGUGACGUUCGUGAACUGGCACGAGGGCAUGACCAAGUCGGUCAAGCCCUCGGAGCUCGUGCCGAUGAACCUGGACGAGGGUCGCCAGUUGCGCCGCCGCGUCGGGCGGCUCGCCGUUGGGGCGCGCCUCGUCCGCGUUUCGUGCAUGGACGGCUUCCACGACGGCGUGGUUCGGUCCGUCGAGCAGUUCGGCUACGAGGUGUGCUUUGCGGACGGCGACGAGGGCUUCGUCUCGCUCAAGCAGGCGCACGAGGCCGCGGCUCGAGCGCUCGAGAAGAAGCGGUCGGCGGAGGGGUCCUCCUCUUCCAAGCCGGCGGCGAAGAAGCGCAGGUAG
Messenger RNA from Pelagomonas calceolata, 2199 nucleotides. The record is from the annotation of a GenBank genome assembly. Lineage: Eukaryota; Pelagophyceae; Pelagomonadales; Pelagomonadaceae.